AAAUUCAACCCCUUUUUCUUGUCACCACAUAUCUUUGUAUUAGUGCUCUCUUCUUUUCUCCUCCACCUUUCCCUUCUGAAAAAUCACAGUGUUUAUCUGACUGCUUCACUGAGCAUGUUUAAGAAUAUCUCUUUAGUUUCCAAAGUUUAGAUCUUUGAGAAAACUGUGAUCUUUUCUUAUGCUUAUUGAAGUUUUCUUGGCUUUUAAACUGAUAUGAUGGUUCCAGUUUUAUCCAUCAUUUUGCUGAAAUGUCCAUUAAAAGGGGUCUUUGUGUUUAAGGGUAUUGACCCUUUGCAGUUGUCACUCCGAUUUUAUUUAGAAAAGCAACAACUCUGACAGCAAGAAUUGGUUUAUAUGUCUGUUUAGCUUGUUUAAUUCUUGAACUUGCCAAUUUGAAUAUAUAGGUUCAUGUUUUUUUUAAGUGGUGUCUGGACGGCUAGCGUGCACCUUGACUAUUCCAUCGAGUACUGGCUACCUCUCACCAACAUAGGUACCGGAUUCUUACUAAAAAUGGGGGCUUCAGAAGCAGCCCUUCACUUUUUAUCCGGGGAGUUUUCCUGUCAAUUCCGAACAAGUUCAAUCUUGGCGAAGUCGAGCUCUCUACUUUGCUAUGAGCAUUGUUUAAAAAGUAGAAAUUUUGGGGACAUGCGGUAUCAGCAGAUCAAGGGUUUAAGUAAGUGGAAAAAAUGCUCAAGUUUAAAUGCUUUUCGCGGCAUACAUAGUGUUUUUGGCGGAGAAAAGCUUCGUAGUCGCUCCAAAUCAUUGAUCUGCAAUUGCCAACAACCUGAAAGAUUCAAUGAGGCAAUCAUUAAGAAUGGAAAUGGGAGGUCAAUUCAUGCAAUCAGUUCAAAAAUUCCAAAUCAUGCUCAAGAUGAACAGAUGAUUAAGCAGGAAAAUGGAGCUCAGCUUUUCAGUAAAGGUUUGAAAACUGCUGCCACGGUUAAUAGUGCUUUUCCUAGGACCAACACGGACUCUAUUGAAGAUGAAGCGUGGCAUUUCUUGCGAGCAGCCAUGGUUUAUUACUGUGGCACCCCAGUUGGAACUAUAGCUGCUAAUGAUCCAAGUGAAGCAACUAUGCUAAACUAUGAUCAAGUAUUUAUACGUGAUUUUAUACCUUCUGGGAUAGCGUUCCUACUAAAAGGAGAAUAUGAUAUCGUGAGGAAUUUCAUACUUCACACACUUCAGUUGCAGAGUUGGGAGAAAACAAUGGAUUGCUAUAGUCCAGGUCAAGGACUGAUGCCCGCCAGCUUCAAAGUGCGUACUGUUCCACUUGAUAAUGACGAAUCUGCAACAGAAGAUGUAUUGGAUCCAGACUUUGGUGAGGCAGCAAUUGGUCGAGUUGCACCUGUUGAUUCAGGAUUGUGGUGGAUUAUACUGCUACGAGCAUAUGGGAAAUGCUCUGGAGAUCUUUCUCUUCAGGAGAGGGUUGAUGUCCAAACUGGAAUGAAGAUGAUCCUUAAGUUAUGUCUUGCAGAUGGUUUUGAUAUGUUUCCAACUUUGUUGGUGACCGAUGGUUCUUGCAUGAUAGAUCGCCGUAUGGGAAUCCAUGGCCACCCUCUGGAAAUUCAGGCGUUAUAUUAUUCAGCCUUACUUUGCGCACGAGAGAUGCUUGCUCCAGAGGAGGUAUCAACAGACCUUGUUAGGGCACUUAACAAUCGUCUGCUUGCAUUGUCAUUUCAUAUCAGGGAAUACUACUGGAUCGAUGUGAAAAAAUUGAACGAGAUUUAUAGAUACAAAACAGAGGAAUAUUCAUAUGAUGCGAUCAACAAGUUCAAUAUAUAUCCAGAUCAAAUUCCUCCCUGGCUGGUGGAAUGGAUGCCUAGUAAAGGAGGCUAUCUUAUUGGAAACUUGCAGCCAGCUCACAUGGAUUUCCGGUUCUUUGCACUUGGGAACUUAUGGUCCAUUGUAAGCAGUCUUGCUACUAUAGAUCAGUCACAUGCUAUUUUAGAUCUUAUUGAAGCAAAAUGGGAAGACUUAGUAGCUGAUAUGCCACUGAAGAUAUGUUAUCCUGCUCUUGAGGGCCAGGAAUGGCGCAUUAUUACCGGCGGUGAUCCAAAAAACACGCCUUGGUCUUACCAUAACGGAGGAUCCUGGCCAACUUUGCUCUGGCAGUUGACUGUGGCAUGCAUAAAAAUGAAGAGGCCAGAAAUAGCUGAAAAGGCAAUUAUGAUUGCUGAGAGACGCUUAGCGAGAGACAGGUGGCCGGAAUACUAUGAUACAAGGCGAGGAGGGUUCAUCGGAAAACAGGCACGUCUCUUUCAGACGUGGACUAUUGCAGGAUAUCUAGUGGCAAAGCAACUUAUUGCCAAUCCAGAAGCUGCAAAGAUUUUAAUCAAUGUGGAGGAUACAGAACUUCUAAGUGCCUUUUCAAGCAUUCUGAGUUCAAACCCAAGGAGAAAACGUUCACGAAAAGGAGUUAAGCAGUCUUUCAUCAUAUGAAAAUUUUCUUUUUGUUAAUUAAGCUUUUGUGUGAUAUUGGUCUAAGAUGAGCUUAAAUGUAACGAUAUGGUUAGUGAAGAUUCAUAUAUAUCCGAUCCCAACUCAGCUUGGGAUUGAGACAUAGUUGUAAAUGUUACCUAAAGCGUUUGUAUAGUUACUAUAAUGGAAAAUUUGUGGCAACAUGGCAUAUGAAGGUGCUGUCCUGUAUCAACUUUCCCUCUGUAAAUUCAUCAAAAUCCCAGCACAUUGUAUCUGA
Nicotiana tabacum (common tobacco) is the source of this 2695-nucleotide messenger RNA. RefSeq names its product neutral/alkaline invertase 3, chloroplastic. Gene Ontology annotation, cellular component: chloroplast. Gene Ontology annotation, molecular function: sucrose alpha-glucosidase activity; endo-alpha-N-acetylgalactosaminidase activity. Lineage: Eukaryota; Viridiplantae; Streptophyta; Magnoliopsida; Solanales; Solanaceae. Gene Ontology annotation, biological process: sucrose catabolic process. The record is from RefSeq and is a predicted model, not a curated record.